AUGGCCGUUUUUCACAUUCCCACGGUGUUGCUGGCCCUUCUGUUCGGUCUCGGGGUACUAUCAACUGCUCAGAGUAACUGUGGAACAGACCAGAAUCCCUAUUGUGCAGGCAACAGUCUACUCGAACAGCUCUGCUGUCCGUAUCCAAAUGUCUGCUACUGGCAAGAUCGCGAUGGCGCUCCCGGAUGUUGUCCUGCCGGGCAAGCUUGCAAUGGUCAAACCUACGUUCCUCCCUCAACCAUCCACCCAACUACCGUAACUAUCACCUCAACAUCCAAAUCUACUCCUACACCGACCCUUCGUUCUACAAUCACGAGCUAUGUGAAUGGCGGAGGAGGCGUGAUCGUCACUUCUCAGCCUAGCGUUAUCACCGUCACAACUGACAACUGGGCCAGUGAAGUUUACUCUACCGUGACUUCAGGAGUGGUCGGCGUAUAUUCCACGGUUACCUCUGUCGUGGGAGGAGUCUAUUCCACAGUGACUUCUGAUGUCGGCCAGGGGUUCGCCACCGUUUCAGGAGUCCUAGUGAGCGGGACUCCAAGUUCCCACUUUAUCACAAUAUUGUCUCCGGUGAUGGCUGUCCUGUUUUCACUUACCUGGGUCUAUGCUGGGUGA
Molecule: messenger RNA, 615 nt
Organism: Capronia epimyces CBS 606.96
Lineage: Eukaryota; Fungi; Ascomycota; Eurotiomycetes; Chaetothyriales; Herpotrichiellaceae
Exons: 1
Coding region: 1-615 (204 amino acids)
Source: RefSeq, a predicted model, not a curated record